Messenger RNA from Daucus carota subsp. sativus, 2798 nucleotides. Its product is annotated as probable 1-deoxy-D-xylulose-5-phosphate synthase, chloroplastic. The transcript is spliced from 10 exons. Lineage: Eukaryota; Viridiplantae; Streptophyta; Magnoliopsida; Apiales; Apiaceae. Gene Ontology annotation, molecular function: 1-deoxy-D-xylulose-5-phosphate synthase activity. Gene Ontology annotation, biological process: terpenoid biosynthetic process. The record is from RefSeq and is a predicted model, not a curated record. The coding region runs from base 326 to 2476 and encodes 716 amino acids.
UACAAUAAAAUAAUAAUCCAAACGGCCCAAAAAAUAAAAUUUCAUCCUCCUCCUCUAUGCAGAGCAUCUUCUUCCUCUUAUCCAAUUUCAAGAAAUGUCACCCUUUUAACUUUACUGUCUAUCAUCAUCAUCAUUAUAAUUCUCAGCUACAAUCUCUAAUCUACCAUCUUUCUUGAAUACCCAGUUGGUAAAAAUACAAUCUUUUUCAUAUCCCAAAUAAAUUUACUACUCUGUAAGUCCACCAUUUUUAUGCAAGUCAGCUACUCAAUGAUCCAUAAUCCUUGCAAUUGAAAAGUUUUGAGAAUUGGGUUUUGUUUGUUUGAAGAUGUCUACUACUUUAUCUCAUUGCCCAUCUGGUUUUAGUGUCCAUUUAACUCAUGGAUUGAGGUUCAGAACAGAUGAUACAUGUGGUGUUAAGCUUCCAAACAAUGGUGAACUUUUUGGAGUCAAUCUGUAUCUAUCUUCUUCUUGUACUUUUAAGGGAAGCAGUAGUAGAAUCUGUUCUUUUCCAGGUGUUGGUGAUUUCUUUACAGAAAAAAGACCAACACCCAUGCUCGAUACAGUUGAAAACCCAAUGCAUUUAAAGAACCUGUCUUCAAAGGAACUGAAACAACUAUCUGAAGAUGUCAGAUCUGAGUUAUCCUUUAUCAUGUCAAAAACACAAAAAUCUAUGACUGCGAGUUUGGCAGUAGUUGAGCUGACAAUUGCCAUACAUCAUAUUUUUCACGCUCCAAUGGAUAAGAUAUUAUGGGAUUCAGGUCUACAAACAUACGCACAUAAGAUUCUCACAGGAAGGCGGUCCCUCAUGCACACACUUAGAGAAAAAGACGGUCUUUCAUCUGACACAUCUCGCUCCGAAAGUGAGUUUGAUCCUUUUGGGGCAGCUCAUGGAUGCAACAGCAUUUCUGCUGGACUUGGAAUGGCUGUUGCACGGGAUAUUAAAGGGAAAAGAGAUCGUAUAGUUACAGUUAUUAACAAUGGAACAACUAUGACCGGUCAGGUAUAUGAAGCAAUGAGCAACGCAGGCUAUUUGGAUUCAGAUAUGGUUGUGAUAUUAAAUGAUAGUCGUCAUUCAUUAAACCUAAAGCUUGAGGAAACUCCUAAAACAUCAAUAAAUGCUCUAUCAAGCACCCUUAGCAAGCUGCAGUCAAGUAAAUUAUUCCGAAGAUUACGACAAUUUGCCAAGAAAUUAGCUAAGAGACUUGGCAAAGGUAUGUAUGAAUGGGCAGCAAAAGUUGAUGAAUAUGCACGUGGAAUGAUGGGUCCAACAGGGUCAACUCUUUUUGAAGAACUCGGGUUAUAUUAUAUUGGGCCAGUUGAUGGACACAACAUUGACGAUCUUAUAUGUGUUCUUCGCGAAGUGGCCUCAUUAGAUUCCACUGGUCCAGUUCUGGUUCAUGUCAUAACAAAGGAAGAGCAGAUAGUCCAGAAAUACCAAAAAAGUGAAAUGAUGACCAAGAAACAGGAAGGUUCUUCUGAUUCAGAUUCAUCACCUUCUUGUAGACGUCCUCAAACAUAUAGUGAUUGUUUUGUGGAUGCUUUGGCAAUGGAAGCACAGAGAGACAAAGACAUUGUGGUAAUUCAUGCAGGAAUGGGGAUGGAACCAGCAUUACACUUGUUCCAGGAAAAAUUUCCAGACAAGUUUUUUGAUGUGGGGAUGGCUGAGCAGCAUGCAGUCACAUUUUCUGCUGGUUUAUCUUGUGGCGGGUUAAAGCCUUUUUGUAUAAUACCUUCUGCCUUUCUUCAAAGAGGUUAUGAUCAGGUAGUUCAUGAUGUAGAUCGGCAGAAGAUUCCAGUUCGUUUUGUUAUUUCAAGUGCAGGCUUAGUAGGGUCGGACGGGCCUGCACAUUGUGGGGCAUUUGACAUUACAUUUAUGUCGUGUUUGCCGAAUAUGAUUGUGAUGGCACCGUCUGAUGAGGUUGAACUUGUUCACAUGGUAGCUACUGCAUCUUGUAUUGAUGACAGGCCUGUUUGUUUCCGUUAUCCUAGAGGUGCCAUUGCACAGAUGAGCAACUCUAUCUGUCAUGGUGUUCCAAUCGAGAUUGGUAAAGGAAGAGUUCUUGCAGAGGGUAAAGAUAUUGCUCUUCUUGGGUAUGGAGCUAUGGUGCAAAAUUGUCUCAGUGCUCAGUCUUUGCUUUCAAAGCUUGGAAUCGAGGUAACCGUCGCUGAUGCAAGAUUCUGCAAGCCGCUCGACAUACAGCUUGUUAGAAAAUUGUGUGAUAACCAUUCCUUUCUAAUCACUGUUGAGGAAGGGACAGUUGGUGGAUUUGGAUCCCAUGUUGCCCAAUUUCUUACGCUUGAUGGACAACUCGAUGGAAAGAUCAAGUGGCGGCCAAUUGUGUUACCGGACCAAUAUAUUGAGCAUGCAUCACCGAAAGAACAACUUGCGCUUGCUGGCCUAACCGGACAUCACAUUGCUGCGACUGCAUUGAAUCUGCUUGGUCGCACCCGUGAAGCCCUUCUCUUGAUGUGUUAAAUGACAAGUUCCUAAUGUUCUUUUUCAAUGGUAGAGAUUAAAGACGCGUAAUGAUGAAGCUGACAGAUAAAAAUCUAGUUCAGCAUCUCAGAAUAGUUUUGUAGAUCAAUUAUCGUCAUUGGUAUAUCAGUUUUAGUUUGCACAUAUAUUUUCAAAAUUAGGAUUGUAUAUUAGUUUUUUUGCCCGCAUAUUCUGCAUUGCAGAUGUAUUUAACUAUGGUGCUUUCCUUAAACAAUGCAAAUGUCCCCUUUUUAUCUUGAAAAGCCAAAUGCAAGAUGUACUUGUAUACUUUUCAUUUUAUUUUCUGUGAUUAGUUUCUGGA